UUUACAUUUUCAAUGUGAGAAGAGCUUGAAGGUUUAACAGUUAAAUCGCAAAUCUCUGAAGUAGUAUACACCGAUACAACAAUGGAGGAAGCGACCGCCAUAGAUUUCUCAUCACUCACUGACGCAAUUGCUGCAAAAUCUUACGACAAAAUCGCUGAUGUCUGCGACAAUUUGAUGCUUCAGGUCUCCGCUGAAGGCAUUACCUAUGAGAACGAUUGGCCGUACGCAAUUCACCUACUAGGGCACAUAUAUGCCGGUGACAUUAAUAGCGCGAGGUUUCUUUGGAAAUCUAUGCCGUUAGCUAUAAAAGAGAAUCAGCCUGAAGUUGUUGCAGUUUGGAAGAUUGGUCAAAAGCUUUGGACACGGGAAUAUGCUGCUGUUUAUGAAGCUCUUCGUUCUUUCAAUUGGACUCCACAAAUUCAACCCCUUGUUGCUGCCUUUUCAGAAAAUUAUACCAAGAAGAUGUUUCAUCUACUGGUUGCUGCUUACUCAACCAUUAGUGUUCAGGAUACAGCACUGUUUUUGGGAAUGAGUGAAGAAGAUGUGACAAAGUAUGUUUUGCUGAAUGGUUGGAGUUUGGACUCGGCUGCUGGAAUGUUCACUGUGAAGAAACAAUCUAUUGUAGCAGAACAGAAAUUGGAUCCUAGUAAAUUGCAGCGCCUGACAGAAUACGUGUUCCACCUUGAACAUUAGCUGAUGAUCCUCCCCCAAGAAAGAAAAAGAUACUCCUUGAUACAAUCGACGAUUCUUCUAUUGUAGCCUGUCGCCCUGUCGGCAACUUCUUGGUAACCUCCCUGUUGAUUGCGGUGUUAAUUGGUACUUGGUCUUUAUUCUUCUAUAUAUUUCUUUCUUCUGUUACUUGAAUUUGCUUAAAUAGAGGUAGAAGAUUGUAAGAAGCUUUGAAAAGAAGAUGAUGUACUGUAAAUGUCCUAGCCUGUUUUACACAGUGCAGCUGAUCUCGAGUCCUACUAAAAGAGUAAUUCAGUAAAAAUGAAAAUGGGAAUAUGGAAUAGGAAAAAAAUAGGAAGAGUAUACAUCAUUAUCCAUUGAACAUUUUAUUUGUAGAAUAGAAGUGGCCUACUAUAUAUAGAAGUUCCCUAGUAUUUACUGUUCGUGCUAGGUGUUGGGGGCAAUUUUUGAGUUACAGUUAUUUUAGUAUGGUUUAGGGUUUAUUGAGUUAAUUUGUAUGGAUUUAUUCUCUUGUGGUCCAUGAUGUGAGAGACCCAAAUUGUUGAAGCCUUAGAAGCUUAACAAGUAGGGUGAAGUAAUCUAAUCCUAGAUAGUGAAUUUCACUUUGUUUCAAGAUUUAACUAUGGCCAAUGAUGUUCAGUGUAACAAAAUGAAAAAAACAAAGACUUGUAUUACAAGAAAUUGAAUUGUAAUUCAUUAGAGGAUAUGAGCUUUGUGUCUCAUAUUUAUAGGAAAAGGGAUUAAUACAAGAAAGCCUAAAGAACUAAGAGAUACAAGGAAUGACAGUUGUACAAGAAACUAACUAACUAAGUUUGUUAUAAGCUAACAACCUAACAAACUAAAUAAUAGAAACAGGAACAACUUCACACUUGGGCACGUGAGGAACAACUUCUUCUUAGUCUUUGGACAAGCUUCCUUGGACCCUUGAGAUAACCUACAAACACAAAACAAACAAAGCUACUGAUAUAAUAGAAAUUAACCAUGAUUAUCUUUUAUAUCCCCCCUCAAACUAGGAGGGGGAUCACUCACUCCUAGUUUGGAUACAAGCUCUUUGAAGUAAGCAGAGGGCGGGAUUUUUGUUAGCACAUCUGCCAAUUGAUGUUUUUGUAGGUAAAUAGGACAACUGUAUAAGCCCUUCCAAGACUUUGUCUCUUAUAAAGUGGCAAUCAAUUUCAAUGUGUCUUGUCCUAUCAUGGAAGACGGGGUUUUUUGCGAUGUAUAUGGCAGACUAAAUAUCACAAUGUAAAGUAACUGGCUCAAGUUUUUCUACCCCAAUCUCCUUUAGCAGCCUAACCACUCAGGUCACCUCUAAUGCAGCAGUUGCCAUUGCCCUAUACUCAGCAUCUACACUGGAUCUUGACACAGUUGGUUGCUUCUUUGAUUUUCAGCUAAUAGGAGAAUUUCCUAGCAACACCAAAUAUCCAGACAUAGACCUUCUAGUUGUGGACAUGCCCCCCAGUCUAAGUCAGUGUAGGCUUGGAGUAUAAGUUUAUCAUUCCCUUUAAGAUGAUGCCUUGUCCACAAGUGGAAUAGAUGUAGUUUAGGGUAUGUAGUAAGGCCUACCAAUGUGGGGUUCUAGGGGAUUGCAUAAACUGGCUUAAUGUUUGAACAGUAAAAGCAAUGUCAGGCCUUGUAUUAGUUAGAAAAUUCAACAUCCCAACUAAACCUCUAUAUUUUUCAGCAUCUAACAAAGGCUCUCCUUCAUGAGAAUUCAACUUUAGGUUUAAAGGUAAUGGUGUAACAGCCUUCUUAAACUUAGUGAUGCCACUGUCAUUCAAUAACUUUUCAGUGUACUUUUGUUGCAUAAGAGUCAUCCCUUAAGGACUAUAGCUGAUUUCUAUACCUAAAAAGAAGUGGAGCUGACCAAGAUCUUUAUAGUGUAGGCCUUGUGCAGAUGCUACUUAAGUUGAACAAUUUCAUUUUUAUGAUUCCCCGUUAUCAAGAUAUCAUCUACAUAACUUCUAUAAUAGUGAUGAACUUGUCUUGUCUCUUACUGAAUAGAGAAUAGUCGUUUUUGGACUGUAUAAAACUUAAGAAACAUAAUUCAUCAGCAAGCUUUGCAUGCCAUUGUCUAGAGGCCUGUUUUAGGCCAUAUAAAGAUUUCUUCAGUAGGCAAACUUUAUUCUCAGGGUUUGGUAGGCCUUGAGGCAUAUUCAUAUACACUUCCUCAUAUAGGUCUCUAUGUAGGAAGGCAUUAUUGACAUUCAAUUGAUGUACAAUCCAGUUAUAACUGGCUGCUACUGCAAGGAUGCACCUUAUGGUAGUCAUUUUGACUACAGGGGAAAAUGUCUCCUGAUAAUCUAUCCCUUGUUUUUGAUUAAAUCCUUUUGUCACUAGUCUAGCCUUAAACCUUUUUAAGAAGCCAUUAGAUUUUAGUUUAACCUUGUAGACCCACUUGUUGCCAAUUGGUUUUUUACCAUAAGGUAAGGAAACAACAUCCCAUGUGUGGUUGUCAGAGAGAGCCUUUAACUCUUUAUUCAUGGCACCUAUCCAUUGAGGAUUGUAGCAUGCUUCCUCAUAAGUUUGGUUCAAUGUAUUUAUAAUGAGAUUGAGCAAUCUGUUUAUGUGCACUUGAUAAAGCAUGAAAUUGGAUUGAAUUACACCAAUGUGUGCUUUUAGUGGAGUUACACAUAUAAUCUUCAAGAUACUCAGGUUUCUUUUUAAUUCUUUCAGGCCUGUUGGGUCUGUGAGGAUUAUCAGUCUUUUCAUCCUCAAUUCUCACAUAUGGGAGCUCAGGAUCAUCAUCAUGUCAUGGUUUUUCACUUAUAGACCUCAGUUCUUCUUCUUUGUCAAUGUUUAAAGGAUCAUGUGUUUCCUUUUGCAGUCUUAGUCUCAGUAUUAUUCAUAUGAAUAUUAUCUUCGAACAAACAAAUUCCCAAUAUGUGUUUGAUCCUUGUCAUCAAACCUAUAUGGAAAACACUUUUCAUAGAAGCUUACAUCUCUUGACUCAAGGGUAAGUUUAGUUUAAGAUUAUAUAACCUAUAACCUUUCUGAUUCAAAGAGUAUCCUAUGAAUGUACAAGGGUCUGCCCUGGGAACUAGUUUGUGUCUAUCCCUUUGAGUGUUGAUACAAAACAUAAGCAACCAAACACUCUUAAAAGACUCAUAUGAAGGCUUGGUCCCAUACAAUUUUUCAUAGGGUGUAAUAUUAUUCAAAGGAACUAGAGGCAUCCUAUUCAUAAUGUGUGCUGCACUAAGAACAAAAUCACCCCAAAACAUUAAGGGUACUUUUGAUUGGUGAUAAAGUGUUCUUGCAAUUUCCGAUAGAUGCUUGUGCUUGCGUUCCACUACCCGAUUCUGUUGUGGGGUCUCAGUGCAACUAGUUUAAAAAAGAAUGCCUUUGCUCUUGUAAAAUUCCAAGACGUCUCCCUUACUCAAUUCUUGUGCAUUGUCUGUCCUAUAACUAUUACAAUCAGUUUUCCAAAUUGAGUUUGGACUGACAAGUAGAAUUUUUUGAAAAUGUCAAAGAAAUCACUCUUAUUUUUGAUGAAUGUCACCCAUGUGGAUCUUGAAAAAUUAUCAACAAUAGUGCAAAACAUAUUGCAUUUUAAUCUUUUGGGAACUUGAUAAGACCUCAGAGAUCUAUGUGUAUCAUUUGAAAGAUAUCACUAGUCUUUAUGAAACUAUUUGGAAACAAUUUUCUUGUUUGCUUACUCAAAGGGCAUAUAGUACAUACAAAUUCAUGAUCAAUCUUAUUACAUUGUAACUCAUGAAAAACAAGAUGUAACCUAUUAAAAGGUAUAUGUCCUAGCCUUAAGUGCCAUAUCUUGGCAAGAUCAGUGUUGUUGCAACUUCCUGACUGUAGGCAGGCAUUGUAAGAGUGUAAGCUUUUACUCUCUGACAGAGAUGUGAACAUAGACAAAAGCUUUCCCCAUUAGGUGUGUUUGUCAAAACGUGCAGGUAUCAAUUUGUCUUCAAGGUAAUAGAGAUUAUUUCUCAAGUUACCAAGAAGCAAAGGCCUCAUCAAAAACCCCUACAUGACACACAUGUUAGUAAUGAAGCUAAUUUUGACAUUUUGAUCCUGGCAUAAUUUGUAUAUAGAGAUCAAGUUGUAUUGAAAUCCUGGUACAUAAAGUACUUUAUUCAAUUUCAAGCCAUUACCAAGUUCAAUAGUUCCUAUGUAUUUAAUCAGAACAUGAGAACCAUCAGGUAUAACUAUAGUAAAUUGCUUGUUAAUAUGACUAUAGUGUUUGAAAAUGUUAAUAUCACAACAAAUAUGGUCUGUUGUUCCGCUAUCAAGAAUCCAAACAGGUUUUAAAGAACACUGACCUUCAGAGUGUGCAGAGGCAGCAAUAGUAGAUUCUUUGUCCUCAGUUUUGUUGGACUGUGUGUUGAGCAGACUCAUGAGUUUGUCAUACUGCUUUUGGGUUAGCUUGGGUUCUGCAUUCUUUUCUGCACUUUGUGUGCUCACAUGUGUUGUGUUGGCCUUGUUGGGCCCAUCUUUUCUCCAGAUAUUAGGUCUAUAGUUUGCUGGGAACCCAUGAAUCUUCCAGCACCUCUCCAUACUAUGGCCAUGCACCUUGCAAUGCUCACAAAAAUGGCUACCCUUUUUGUUCUGCACAUUCUUUGCCUUGUCAACAAAUUUUCUCUUUUCAAGUCUACAAGCAUCAUGUGUUUCUAAGUCUUCAUACAAGGUUGUCUUACUCAAUUCUUGAUGGGUUUGCUCUUGCAUCAAGAUUCUAUAAGCCUUUGCUGCACUUGGUAAUUCUUUCAUCGAUAGAAUGUUACUCCUAAUGUGCUGAUAUUUUGGAUUCAGUUUCAUUAGAAACUCUAUGAGUCUUCUACCUUGCUGGAUCUUUACAAUCUUUUUUCGUAUAUCACGCGUGCACUCAAAACAGGUACAAGUGGGUGCUGGAUAAAGAUUGUCCAGUUCAUCCCAUAGUCCCUUCAUUUUAACGAAGAAAGUUUCAACAGUCUCAUCUGAGGAUUGCACAACUUUACUAAUCUUUUCUUGAACAGAAAACAAUUGUGCACAUGAAGUUUGCCCAUACCUUUCCUCAAGUUCAUCCGAAAUCUCCUUGGCAGUCUUUAACCAUUGUAAUGUGUUAGCUAUAAAGAAUCUAACCAAUCACAACAUUGUUAACCCUAUCCCAAGCUUUUCCAUUAAUGGCAUUUGUUGUCGACCUUUUUAUGGUGCCAUUGACAAACCCCAAUUUGUUCUUGUCUUAUAAAGCAAUAACCAUUGCCCUUUUCUAGUCUUUAAACCCAACCCCAUUAAAGAUUUUGGUAAUGAUUCUUUGGCCUAAAUCAAUGAGAUGCAAGAAGUAUACACUAGAUUUGUUGUGGGAUCAGCAUUCUUCGAGGGAAUGGUCUAACCAUGAUAGCUAACAGUAGAAAGCAAGGAGGGAGACAGAGGUAUGGCAAACAGGAUAUAAGGAGGAAAUCAGAAGCUAUCCUGCUCUGAUAUCAUGUAAGAUGUAACAAUGAAAAAUAACAGAGACUUGUAUUACAAGAAAUUGAAUUGUAAUUCAUUACAGGAUAUGAGCUUUGUGUCUCAUAUUUAUAGGAAAAGGGAUUAAUACAAGAAAGCCUAAAGAACUAAGAGAUACAAGGAAUGACAGUUGUACAAGAAACUAACCAAGUUUGUUAUAAGCUAACCUAACAAACUAAAUAACAGAAACAGGAACAACUUCAUACUUGAGCACGUGAGGAACAACUUCUUCUUAGUCUUUGGACAAGCUUCCUUGGACCCUUGAGAUAACCUACAAACACAAAACAAGGUACUGAUAUAAUAGAAAUUAACCAUGAUUAUCUUUAAUAUUCAGUGUGUAUGAAAUGCUCAAUGUUACUCGAACUCUUCAUUUAGCUUCACGUAUCCAUGUUCGAUCCUUGAUGCUCGGACGUUGUCAUGACACUUAAACUCUUCAAUUUAGGCAUAGAAUUGAAUAUAUAAACGUAUUCAGCACUCGACACUUGGUCAUAUACCAAUAUUUAAAAUCGUACCUGAGUCCAAGCAACAUAGGAAAUGCUUUAUUAUGGUUUCAUCAUGGUGUUUGAGUGGCCUAGAAGCUUCUCUUCAGUAGGAUUCCUCGGUAAAACCUAGAAGGCCUUAGGAUGACGGAGUUUGCAUUUUGUGUGGAUUCAUUUGUUGAAUGUGAUUAGGAUAUUGAACCUUUAAUUGAAUUAGCUACUGUGGUUGAGUCUGAUGCUCAGAAAUCGACCUUCCUAAAUCUAGGUCCCAAGUUGUAUGCAUGUAUAUUGCCCAAGUCUAGAAGCAGUGGUUCUCUUGCUUGUAAUCAUACGAUUACCUGUAGCAAUAAAUUAAAGUUGUCAUUUACUUGGGUUCACUAUGUAUUCGAUCCUGUGCUUGCCGGUAUAUUCGUGGGAGUUGUAGGUUUGAGAUUUUUGUUGCUCGCAUCGCUCACCAUAUUCCUUUCUCGCAUACAUCAAUCUUCGAAAGCAUUCGUUAACUCUUGUGCAAUUCUUAUCCACUAUUGUUAUAAUCUUAAACGACAAAUAUUAAAUUUCAAAAUUUUAAUCUAAAAAAUUGGAGAAUUUUGUUUUAAAUUUUCAUGGAUGAAUUGAUAAGAUGGGUGUUUGCCGAUGACAACCAUAAGCUACAAUGCGUAGUUGGUGUUUGAUUCUAGAAAAUGGUGGAUUUUAAAUGGAAGCGUCAAGGUUGAUUGAGGAAUGGAUUAUCAGAAAGAUGAAAAGGUAUUGAAUAUUAUUUGCUAAAGGUGCGCAAAUAAUUCAUUAUUAUUAGCGUGUGAGAAAUGAUUUUUGUCUCUUAAUUUUUUUUUUUAAAGAAUUAUUGUGGGAAAUUGAUGGGUUUAAAGUUU
Amaranthus tricolor (Joseph's coat) is the source of this 7468-nucleotide messenger RNA. Its product is annotated as COP9 signalosome complex subunit 8. Bases 82 to 693 code for a protein of 203 amino acids. Lineage: Eukaryota; Viridiplantae; Streptophyta; Magnoliopsida; Caryophyllales; Amaranthaceae. Gene Ontology annotation, cellular component: COP9 signalosome. Gene Ontology annotation, biological process: COP9 signalosome assembly; protein deneddylation. The record is from RefSeq and is a predicted model, not a curated record. The transcript has 5 exons.